This is a messenger RNA of Kwoniella botswanensis, 1020 nucleotides long. RefSeq lists its product as uncharacterized. The record is from RefSeq and is a predicted model, not a curated record. The transcript has 6 exons. Bases 1 to 1020 code for a protein of 339 amino acids. NCBI's taxonomy places the organism in Eukaryota, Fungi, Basidiomycota, Tremellomycetes, Tremellales, Cryptococcaceae.
AUGUCUACUAUACAAGUACCCUGGUCAUUCUACAGAGAACAAUGGACCCCUUACCCACCCGCUCCUAAAGGUGAUUAUCUGAAGGAUAAAACUGUUAUUAUCACAGGUGCUACUUCGGGAAUCGGUCUUCAAGCAGCCAAACAACUCGCUGAUGCUUCUCCAACUGACCUCAUCCUGGCUGUGAGGAACGUGACCGCCGGUGAAAAGCUUUUAAAAGAGAUCCAAUCUACCCAUCCAGACUUACAGGGAAAGGUUAUACAUCUCGAUCUAGCUUCUCUUUCCAGUGUGAAGAAGUUUAGUGAGGAGAUUAAGGUUUAUGAUAAGAUUGAUUUGUUGAUCAAUAAUGCCGGGGUUAAUCCUGGGUUCGAAGAGAUUCCAAUGCAAAUUACAGAUGACGGAUAUGAAAGAACAUUUCAAGUCAACGUACUCGCACCGUUCCUAUUAACGUGUCUACUCCUUCCAUUACUUAAACGAUCUUCUGAGCCAAAGGUCUUGUUCGUCGGAUCGGAUGCUCAUGGAUUCGCCGAGGAAGAUAUCAUUGAGGGUGCUCUCGCUAGUCCAAGUCAUGAUGGAAGAGCGAUCAUCGGAACGUUCAAUGACAAAGAGAAAUAUGUUACCGCGACGGUAUAUAUUCAAUCGAAACUAUUGCUUCAAAUGCUCACUCGAUCAUUGAUCAAACCACUUUCAUCCCUCAACAUCAGUGUCAUCAACGUCAAUCCAGGUUUGACAAUCACCAACCUAGCAUCAGAGGCCAAGACCAAGAUGUCGCUGCAGUUGAUUUCUCUGAUAAUUUGGGUCCUGGCCAAUGCGAGACGUGCUAAAAUAGCAGCUAGGAAUAUCACUUCGGCAAGUGCUUGGAAAGGAGGUAGUCAAGAUUACUGGUCAAGUUGCGUUCCAACCCCAUCUGAAAAUACUUGGCUUUACUCAUACAAAGGGAUCAGAGCGACUGAGAUCUUCUAUAAAGAGAUGAUACAGGAAGUAGAAAAGAUAAGUCCAGGGUGUACAGCCGACUUGAAAUGA